AUGCGCUGCCUGUGCGCUAUAUAUAUACGAGCGUAUGCGCCCCCAUGCCUUUCACGGUGGUGCAGGGUCUCGUUGUUGGCCAUGAGCAAGAGGGACAGAGCGGUGUGGGACGCGGAGACGGGCGCCGCGGACACGGCCCGCGUCCUCAUGCUCCUCGCGCAGGCGCAGCAGCAGGAGCUGCUGCGGCAGCACGGACACGGCGCGCCGUUUCCCACGGGGCUGGUGACGCGCGGGGCCCAGGGGCGCGUGUUCGAGUGCAAGACGUGCAGCCGGCAGUUCCCGACGUUCCAGGCGCUCGGGGGCCACCGCGCCAGCCACAAGCGGCCCAGGCUGCUGCAGCAGCAGAAUCCAGCUGAUUACGCGGGGCUCUGCCUCGGGCGGCAGCCGCUGCUGCCACCGCCGCAGGCACAGCCGACCAAGCCAAGGGUGCACGGGUGCCCCGUCUGUGGGCUCGAGUUCGCCGUCGGGCAGGCGCUUGGCGGGCACAUGCGGCGGCACCGCGGCGAGGCCGAGGCCGACGCUGAGGCCGCGAACAAGCUGCCGGCGCCUGAGAAGACCUGCGACGUUGCCGGUGGGAUCUGCCUGGACCUGAACCUCACGCCGUCGGAGAACUGCGCCAAAUGCCAGAACGUGGUGGGGCUAAGCGCCGCUGGGAAGGGUGUACACAAGGCGCUCGCCAUUUUAGAUUGCUCGCUGUAGUUGAGCCUUGAUUCCGUUAGACUGCACCUAAUUUUCUUUCAUGAUUAUCGUUGCUCGCUGCCUUGAUUCCGUUAGACUGCUCAUCUUGGCAUACUGUUCCAUUGUUAUUUUUUGGGUGUACCCAUUUUCUUUCCAAAAAAAGACAUAUUAGAUUUUUGUAGGUUUCUGUAAUUCUGGGUUUCUUUCAUGGUCUUGUUAAGUAUCUUCAUAGUCCAGGGUAGUUUUGAAGGAAACAUAAAUGAACUCCUGCAUUUACUCUGUGUAAAUAGUAAUAAAUCAUUGUACACAUCUUUUGAUUAA
Molecule: messenger RNA, 999 nt
Organism: Phragmites australis (common reed)
Lineage: Eukaryota; Viridiplantae; Streptophyta; Magnoliopsida; Poales; Poaceae
Product: zinc finger protein ZAT12-like
Exons: 1
Coding region: 1-699 (232 amino acids)
Source: RefSeq, a predicted model, not a curated record